AGUGCCAAAGCAGUUGUAUCGGUAUUUGCAGUUUUUGUGCUCGUUAUGCUGAUCGCGCUAAUUUUGUACCUGCUUCGUCGCUUUCACAUGGUCAGCAACACAACUUCUUCCAUUCAACGACAGCGAAUCAAAAUGAAACAAGCGGACAGACGUGGUUCAGAAAUUGCGCUUGAUACAACUAGUCCCGUAUUCUUGGGCAAUAACCGGCUUAUGGGUAUUAAAAAUAAAGGAUGCCAAAUGACGGUGUUCAAUCCAUAUGAGAAUCUUUUUAUGGAAAUUGAUCCGAAGCUCAAAAUACCUUUAGAUGAAUUGGAAUUUGGUGCGGAAAUUGGAAAAGGUAUUUCAGUCUCCAUUGUUACCUUACAUUAUUGA
Molecule: messenger RNA, 372 nt
Organism: Gongylonema pulchrum
Lineage: Eukaryota; Metazoa; Nematoda; Chromadorea; Rhabditida; Gongylonematidae
Source: the annotation of a GenBank genome assembly